This is a messenger RNA of Xenia sp. Carnegie-2017, 1191 nucleotides long. Its product is annotated as serine/arginine-rich splicing factor 5-like. Bases 94 to 1005 code for a protein of 303 amino acids. Gene Ontology annotation, cellular component: cytoplasm; ribonucleoprotein complex; nucleus. Gene Ontology annotation, biological process: mRNA splice site recognition; alternative mRNA splicing, via spliceosome. Gene Ontology annotation, molecular function: mRNA binding. The record is from RefSeq and is a predicted model, not a curated record. NCBI's taxonomy places the organism in Eukaryota, Metazoa, Cnidaria, Anthozoa, Malacalcyonacea, Xeniidae. The transcript is spliced from 8 exons.
GUGUGAAGAUUAACUAUUUACUAGACGCGUCCGCCAUUAUCUUGAAAUUGGUAAAGAAUUUGUUGGUGAUUUUUUACCAAAUAUUUCGUUGAAAUGUCGCGAAGUAAGACAAGACUUUACUUCGGAAAGUUACGAGAAGAUAUUAGAGAAAGAGAUGUCGAAAAAUUUGUUCGUGGAUACGGUCGAAUACGAGAUAUAAGUCUGAAAAGAGGCUAUGGUUUUGUGGAAUUUUAUGAUGAAAGAGAUGCGGAAGACGUGGUUUGGGAGUUAAAUGGUAGAGAGUUACUGGGAGAACGAGUCAUCAUUGAACAUGCCAGAGAUCCUUCUUCAAGACGAGAUUUUUCCUAUGGAUUUAGAAGAGAAAGAAGUCCUGAUAGAUAUCGUAGCUCAAGGAAAAGUCGAAAUAUACCUGUCCGAACUGAUCAUCGACUGCUGGUGGAAAACUUAUCGAGCCGUAUAAAUUGGCAGGAAUUGAAAGAGCUCUUUAACGAUGCUGCUGAAGUGACUUUUUCUGAUGCACACAAGCGAGAAAAGAAUACUGGGAUUGUGGAAUUUGCAACAAAGGAUGACAUGAAGACCGCAUUGAAAAAGUUACAGGGACAAGAAGUGAACGGGAGGAAAAUCAAACUGUCUGUUGAAAAAGUUGGUGGAUCUCGAUCACGCUCGAGGUCAAGGGAACGAAGAUCUCGAUCACCGAAGCGUCGUCGUCGCUCUAAAUCAAAAUCCAAAUCAAAAUCCAAAUCAAAAUCUAAAUCAAAAUCCCCAAAACGAUCGCGUUCCAGAUCUCGUUCUAAGGACAGCGGUGAUGAAAAGAAACAAACGCCUUCAAGGUCAAGAUCGAAGUCAGAGGAACCUAAAUCUAAAUCUAAAUCUCGUUCCCAAUCUCCCGAGGCAGAGCCAGAAGCAUCGGCACAGGAAAGUGCGCGCGAGUCUGGGGACGAGAGUCCACAGAAAAAUGGUGAAGAUGAAAACGGGCAGGAAGAGGAAGAGGAAAACGCGGAAUAAACUUAAACAUGAAUCUUUUAUUACUAUGUUAUAUAUCUAUUUACUGCAGACUUGGUAUUUUAAAUUUCGCGUAUUAUAUAUGCCUUCUGUACAUAGAACUUUCAUAAUUUUUCGUUCGAAUUGUAAAGAAUCUUGGCGCAAGUGGUUAUGAGUUCAUAUUAGAAUCAAUUCGUUAACUGUCCGAUA